Cyphellophora attinorum is the source of this 465-nucleotide messenger RNA. RefSeq lists its product as uncharacterized. NCBI's taxonomy places the organism in Eukaryota, Fungi, Ascomycota, Eurotiomycetes, Chaetothyriales, Cyphellophoraceae. The transcript has a single exon. Gene Ontology annotation, biological process: carbohydrate metabolic process. Bases 1 to 465 code for a protein of 154 amino acids. The record is from RefSeq and is a predicted model, not a curated record.
AUGGACGACGCCAACAUCCCCUCCCUCCUCUCCCUUCCGCUUCUGGGCUUCAUUGAACAGGAUGACCCGAUCUACCUCGCCACCCGCCGCAAAAUCCUCUCCGCGAAGACGAACCCGUACUUCCUCAACGGACCGAAAUUCUCCGGCAUAGGCGGACCUCACCAGGGACUGAAGAAUGCAUGGCCCAUGAGCGUCCUCGUGCAAGCCUUAACAACCGAUGAUGAGGCGGAGAUUAUAGAAUGCUUGGAGCGGGUAAAGAACGUCAGCGUCUUUGGGCUGAUCAACGAAAGUGUGAAUGUUGAGACGGGAGUGGAUGUGCAUUCUGGCGAUGGGAUGACGAGGCCGUGGUUCGCAUGGGCGAAUAGUGUGUUUGCGGAGGUGGUGUUGACUUUGGCGGAGAAGAGGCCUGGGUUGAUCUUUGGGAGGAAAGGGAGGUAUGUGGUUGGGGAAGGAUGGAUUGAGUAG